GCUUCACUUUGCGCCUCCAGACGUGCCUUCCCCGACCCCUAAGAUGAAGAGGGCGAUAGCUGAAGGAAGCAAACUGCUGAUUUUGGUGCUUUGCUUGAACAUCCCGUCAGAAGCGGAGUCCUGCCCCGGGGCGUGUGUAUGCUACAGUGAACCCAAGAUCACCAUCAGCUGCCAGCAGCAGGGGCUGACAGCCAUCCCCACCGAGAUCCCCAUCCAGAGCCAGCGCAUCUUCCUGCACAACAACCGCAUCACCCUGGUGAGGGCCACCAGCUUCACCUCCUGCCGCAACAUGACCAUCCUGUGGAUCCACUCCAACAACAUCAGCCUCAUCGAGCCCGGGGCCUUCUACGGCCUCACCAAACUGGAGGAGCUGGACCUCAGCGACAACACGAACCUGAAAUCCAUCAACCCCGUCACCUUCCGGGGCCUUGUGCACCUCCACACCCUACACCUGGAUCGCUGCGGGCUCCUGGAGCUCUCCACAGGGCUUUUCCGGGGGUUGUUCUCCUUGCAGUACCUCUACCUUCAGGAUAAUAACCUCCAGAUCCUGCUGGACGACACCUUCAUCGACCUGGCGAACCUCACGUACCUGUUUUUGCACGGGAACAAAAUCAAGAGCUUGUCAGAGAACGUCUUCCGUGGGCUGAUCAACCUGGACCGGCUGCUGCUGCACCAGAACAGGGUGAGCCUGGUGCACCGGCGCGCAUUCCACGACCUGGGCAAGGUGAUGACCUUGUACCUGUUCAACAACAACCUGACCGUGCUCACGGGGGACACCAUGGCCCCCCUGGUGUCCCUGCAGUACCUGCGCCUCAACGGCAACCAGUGGAUCUGCGACUGCCAGGCGCGCUCGCUCUGGAAUUGGUUCAAGCAGUUCAAGGGCUCCUCCUCGGAGCUGGAGUGCCACCUGCCCCCUCGCCUGGCCGGGCGGGACCUCAAGCGGCUGCAGAGCUCCGACCUGGACAGCUGCGUGGACUCCUUCAACCAGAUCCGCACCAGCGUCUUCAGCACCAAAACCAGGUCGGGGAAGCUCCCGACGGGGCUGCCCCCGCUGGGCUCCCACGACGGCUCCUCCAAGUGCUGCCAGCCCGAGAUGGACAAGUCUUUUAUCUACGAGGCUAAGGGCAAGGCAGGGCCCUCCUCCCACAGCAGCCGUUCAUCCAACAACCACCUCAAGGAGAAGGAGAACAUGUCCAGGCCCAAGUACAUGGAGACAGACCCUUCCAAAAAUGGCAGCAACAAGCAGAUAAAUGAUUCCCCCUUUGGGACCUUCCCCAGCAUUGUAGACCCUCCUUUGACCAAGUUGAGACCCGAAUUUCUAGAGCCCAUUGAACCUUCCACAGUCCCAACCAAAAAGAGGCAGGGCUGCUCUAAAAAGAACAGAUCAAAGGCCCAGUGCCGCCUCACCCAGCAGGGGAACAGCUCCACGUUACAGCUCAGCCUAAGCCUUUUGAUCCCCCCCUUGGUGUGGAGCUUACUGUUAUUCUGCUAA
Molecule: messenger RNA, 1492 nt
Organism: Sturnus vulgaris (Common starling)
Lineage: Eukaryota; Metazoa; Chordata; Aves; Passeriformes; Sturnidae
Gene: RTN4R
Product: reticulon 4 receptor
Biological process (GO): positive regulation of Rho protein signal transduction
Cellular component (GO): external side of plasma membrane; plasma membrane
Molecular function (GO): protein binding; ganglioside GM1 binding; ganglioside GT1b binding
Source: RefSeq, a predicted model, not a curated record